GACUAACAUUUAAAUGAUUGACCGUUUUUUCAGAUAACUAACUAAAAAUGAUGAAAACAGCGAUUCAUCUUAUUGCUCUAAUGGUUCAUCACAACCUUUUAGAGCCGGCCGGUGCUGUCAUUUACACAUACGAGGAUGUCGAGUUAAGAAGAAUUUUCCCGAACGAGUUUCCACAAGAUACUGUCCGGAAAACUGGGCGCUUUGAUGCUGAACACUUGGGUCGUUAUGCUGAACUCCGACAUUACUUUCUGCAUCCGAAGUCUGCACUAAACAGCCCUUUUGAAGAAUUGGUUUGCUACGGCGAACUAGGAAAAAGGAUGUGCAACAUAGACGUGAACCGAUUUUCCUCAGCAGAGAGCGCAUACGUCAUGUCUCAGAAACAAGAAAGUCACAUGGAUCAUCGAAGAGUGUACUGUAUAUUUCUAAUCUGCUUUACUCUCGAGGAACUAGAUAAAGUUGUUACGACAUUUUAGAAUAAACUUU
This is a messenger RNA of Cydia strobilella, 483 nucleotides long. RefSeq lists its product as uncharacterized. NCBI's taxonomy places the organism in Eukaryota, Metazoa, Arthropoda, Insecta, Lepidoptera, Tortricidae. Bases 48 to 473 code for a protein of 141 amino acids. The record is from RefSeq and is a predicted model, not a curated record. The transcript has 5 exons.